AAUUUUCAAAUAAAAGGAACAUACUACUCUGGCCGUGUCACUUACUUGAAGAGAUUGGCAAGAUCGGGAAGGAAUAAAGAGACAGUGUUUGAUAAUAUAAUAAACAGUGCUUUGUUCACAUGCUGUUGGGUUUUGGCAAUAUGAAGACUGCUGUAGCAUUCCUGUUUGCUGUAACAAGCCUAGUGUCGGGAAUUAAUGCAAGACAUGCAAGAGCUUGCUGCAAAGAUGGCUGGAUACCUUAUCAAGGUCAUUGUUACCAUAUUGGUUAUGGGACGGAUCUUACAUUUUCUGAGGCACGGGCGUACUGUCAACAUCGUGGUUCUUACCUUGUACGACUUGACACUUUUGCUGAAUACACUUUCUUGGCUGGAAUUUUAAAGAAAACUAACGCUGGAUUUACGUGGAUGGGAUUGACCGACAUCUCUCAUGAAGGGAUCUGGAGAUGGUUUGACACAAAAGAGCAUGCUACAUUCUCUGACUGGGCAGCUGGGGAGCCCAACAACGACAAUGGUGCUGAAGAUUGUGUACACUUCGAUUAUAGACAGAACUACAAGUGGAACGAUGUGCCAUGCAGUUUUAAAAGUAGACCAUUGUGCGAAAUUGAAUUAAGAUAAAUUUCAAACAUUAAUGAACAAAAUUUUUUAUUUGUUUAGUUAAUAUUUCAAGUGCUUAUUAACAAGAACAAACAAGUUUCUAUUUCACAACAGCCGGUAUUGAUUGCCUUGUGGUAGCUGUAUAAAGUUGCACAGUUUGCUUCA
Molecule: messenger RNA, 758 nt
Organism: Ruditapes philippinarum (Manila clam)
Lineage: Eukaryota; Metazoa; Mollusca; Bivalvia; Venerida; Veneridae
Product: perlucin-like protein
Exons: 5
Coding region: 120-614 (164 amino acids)
Source: RefSeq, a predicted model, not a curated record